AUGGAGAGUAUUUUAGAACAACAACGAAAAGCCCACGAAGAAAUAGAACGGUUAGAGCAGGCUAUCGUUGAUCAAUUCAUGAACGAUCCGAAAUCUGUGAAUGCCUUGUCUGGAACUUCCGAAUUUAGCGAAUUCUAUGGUCGUCUAAAAGCAAUAAAAGAUUACCAUCGUCGAUAUCCUAAUGAAACAGUUGAACCUUUAGAACUAGAAUUUAUCAGUCAAACAAAAUCAAAUGGAGAAGAAGAUGAUCUUGAUAAACUUUUUUCGGGAGAAGAAGGAAGUGGUCGAUUUUUAGACUUACACGCCCUCCAUGAACAAUAUGUAAAUUUAAAGAACGUGAAAAAGAUAGAUUAUUUAACUUAUUUGAGUGAAUUUGAUAAUUUUGCUGAUUAUUCCAGGGAAAAUAAACACGGAGAAUAUAUUAAAUAUUUGGAAGAAUUGCGUAGUUAUUUAGAAAGCUUUUUCAAAAGGGUGAAACCACUUUCUAACUUAGAAGAUAUUCAAGAAACGACUCAAAAAAAUUUUCUUCAACAAUGGGAAAGUGGAAAAUUUCCAGGCUGGGAAAGGCAGAUCGGUUCAGACGAAGACAAUGGCUUGUUUUGUGCAGCUUGUCGUAAGGGCUAUACGAAACAAACCGUAUUCGAUGCACAUUUAAAGAGUAAAAAACAUAUAAAAGCUGCUAGUGCAAUGAUAGAACAAGGAAUCACUUCUGUAGACCGAGAAACACAAGAGAAAUUACUUAAAGAAGCGGCAAAAGAAAGAGAUAAACGGGAAGUUGAUAUCGCAUUUACAGAGGCGUUGAUACGCAAAUAUGCGGAAAUAUUGAGUAUGCAGCGAGAAGACACUAAAGCAAAUGUAGAAAGGAAACGGGCCUUAACUGACAGAGAGCAAGCGGAAGAGGUAGAUGAUAUAGAAUCUGAGUCGGAAGAUGAAGACAAAAUUUAUAAUCCUCUGAAAUUACCUCUUGGAUGGGACGGUAAACCAAUUCCAUACUGGCUCUAUAAGCUACACGGACUUGGGGUCGAAUAUCCAUGCGAAAUAUGUGGCAAUUAUGUUUAUAUGGGCAGAAAAGCUUUUGAUAGGCAUUUUCAGGUAAUUUAA
Racocetra fulgida is the source of this 1101-nucleotide messenger RNA. The record is from the annotation of a GenBank genome assembly. NCBI's taxonomy places the organism in Eukaryota, Fungi, Glomeromycota, Glomeromycetes, Diversisporales, Gigasporaceae.